CGCUGUAGCUUCCCUCCUCCGUUGAUCAUCGUCGCCGACGCCGACGCCGGGAUCAACGGCAACGACAACAAAUAUACGUCCUACGACCUUGAACUCCUGUGUUUUGACGAACAUUCAUGAACAGGACCCUCACACAUGCUGUUGGAGGACUCGAAAACCCAAUGACACCCGCAGAUCCAAAACCACCAGGAAAGCGGAAAGCAGUUGAUGAUACUAAUCCUCUUGUACAGGCAGCAAAGAGGCCAAAGCCGAACGGCGCGUUCAAACGAAAGUACAUUGGCGAGGAACAGCCAGGUGGGCUUGUCAUUGUACGCGCGCCGAUAUCGCGUCCUACAACUCCGCAGAACAAUCAUUCAUCAUCCCAGCCAUCCACCACAACUACCCAAGCACCAUCCCGUCUUCCCUUAUCUCUUUCGCAACCCAUUCCCUCCAGCUCCAUAGCCGGGCCUUCCAAGCCGCCAGCUAAGAGAUUCAAAGCUGACUCGUCACGCGCACCUACCAGUGUCAAGCCACGCGAUGUACCCUCUUCGACACGCGAGGAACCAGAGUUGGAUGAGGAUAUCAGACAGAUGGAAUCAGAGACUGUUCACCUUCGUCAGCGGUCGCGCGCCAAAGAUGCAAUCGAUUCUUCAUUCAAAUUCCCUCCCUCUACACCUAAACACACUUCUCAGCGAUACCCCUCUGAUGCGCUUCAUCCACUGCCCGACAGCGAAACUCCACAAAUAGAGCGCAAUAAAUUACUCCGUGAAGGGGUGUCCCUUCCCCCGCGUACCCCCCAAAGGACACCCCAACACUCUCGACGAACGUCGAUGAGCGCGCGUGGAAAGCGCAUAAGCACAAGUUUUGAAAACACUGGUGUGAUCACUCAACCACAUGCUACUGUAUCUGAUUCGAGCUUCUAUAAACACAUUGACUGCGACCUCCCUGAUCCGCAACGAGCACGUCAGCUACUCGUCUGGUCGGCUGCCCGAGCUAUGACGAGAAUAUCUGAAGCAUCUUCAAGUUCGAAGUCCCAGUCAAAAUCCAAAGCAUCAAGUAGCGGAAGUGGCAAAGACCCACCUCCGCUUGAUGAGCACAGAAAGCAAAUUCUGAAGAUCGUACAGGACGACUUCAUUCGCAUGCUUGCGGAGAAGAAGAUCGAUACGCCCGUAUAUGGCCAUGGUCUGGAUGGGCAGGCUGGUGGCGAACAAAAUCUGAAGCCAAAUGAACAGAAUGUGAAAAAUAGAGAGCGAGAAAUCAAGUUUCGCGAGCAUAUCGAGCGUGCAUCAGCAGAGGCUGAUGCGUGGACUCAAGUCGAUUACUUUUACAACUCUUAUAUCACCAACUCCAAGGCGGAUCUGGAGAGACGACGCCAAGCUCUGCAGCCCCCUUCGUCUGUCAAGGCGAAGGGCAAACAACGAGCCGCUUCACAAGAGCCACCGGAUGACUGGGGGUGGUUGCUACCUCGUGAGGACGAACUUUCGGACGCUUUUCGAGAGAAGAUUAAUCUGGAUCUCAUCAAACACAUAAUGUCUGAUGUGAGAUCAGGGUCGAGGAAUAUCCUCGACGAACGAAUAGCGGGUGUCCACUUUAAGGUGGACAGUCUGUUCUCAUUUGUUCACUCUGCAGUUCAGGCGACAAACGUAGCUGAGUCAGAACUCGACUAUCGGUUCUCUUUGCUGUCACUGGCGCUUUCGACGCGGUCGCGUUCUCUUCCUCCCUCAUCACAAAUUUCUUCCCUUUCGUCACAUUUACCGAUUCAGAGAGGCUCGAGCCAACAUCCACAUGAAGACCAGCAAGAUCUUUUCCGUGCGCUAUCACGAGUAGAUAUGGACCGCCCGCCAGCCAAAGUUGGGGACGCUGCCCGGCGUGCUGUCCGAGAAGUGCAGCGGGUACAGGAAGGCGGUGGUUUUGCAGGCGAGCGGCGGCUGACAGGGCUACCAUCCGGAAUUGGUGCAACACCACGCAAGGUUCCAGGGACGCCUCGGCGGAAGGAGCGAUGACGAUAACGUUUUACCUUCCCCUGCGGCAUAUAUACGUGUUGGUGUUUGGAUUAUCUAUUCCUUGUAUCUGCAGGAUGCGAAUAUUGUGAUUCUCAGGAAGGUGUAUCAGAUGCAACAUUACUUAUCUGCGCGUAUCUUAUUCCAAAGUAUUCGGUGGGGCUUGC
Suillus plorans is the source of this 2146-nucleotide messenger RNA. RefSeq names its product Mis12-Mtw1 protein family-domain-containing protein. NCBI's taxonomy places the organism in Eukaryota, Fungi, Basidiomycota, Agaricomycetes, Boletales, Suillaceae. Gene Ontology annotation, biological process: cell division; mitotic sister chromatid segregation. Gene Ontology annotation, cellular component: MIS12/MIND type complex. The record is from RefSeq and is a predicted model, not a curated record. The coding region runs from base 117 to 1982 and encodes 621 amino acids. The transcript has 5 exons.